AUGGGAAUCCAAGAACUCUUGUAUAUCCCGGUCAAAGCGAUACAGGAGAAGCUCUCGUUUGUUGAAACGGAUCCGCUCCCGUGGAAAUCGUUUGCUCUCGCAGUCUCGUGGACUGUAGCUCUCUUUGAGUUGUAUCUGCUGUCACGGCAGUACAAGUACUAUUCGAAGCAGGCACCGCCAGCGGCACUCAAAGAGUAUGUCCCAUUGGAUAAGUUCCAAAAGUCGCAAGCCUAUGGCAAGGACAAGGCUCAGCUCUCCUUCUUCAAAACGAUCUACUCCCAAAUCUGGGAUACUGCAUUUCUCUACUAUGGAGGGUAUGCCAUCUGCUGGAGCGCUGGCGGUCAGGUUAUCGCAAUGAUGGGGUAUGGGCCAGAGUAUCAGAUUCUCCAAUCUAUCGCCUUUUCUAUGGUUUUCGCCUUUAUCACCAGCAUGAGUGGCCUUCCGAUCUCGAUUUACUCGACGUUUGUGCUCGAGGAGAAGCACGGUUUCAACAAGACAACACCGUCUCUAUUCGUAACGGACAUGCUCAAAGGAUGGGCGCUCGGUUUCGCACUCGGCGCACCGUUCCUAUCGGUAUUCUUGUACAUCUUCAACUGGGCUGGAGACCACUUCGUGCCAUGGCUCAUCGGAUUCAUCCUGGCGUUCCAAAUACUAAUGGUUUUCCUUUAUCCGACCGUCAUUCAACCGCUCUUUAACAAGCUCACUCCUCUUCCCGCUGGAGAACUAAGGAAUAGAAUUGAGGCACUCGCAUCAAGUCUCAAGUUCCCUUUGAAGCAUCUUUACGAGAUUGAUGGCUCCAAACGAUCCUCACACUCAAACGCAUACUUCUUUGGACUUCCUUGGAGCAAGCACAUAGUCGUAUACGAUACUUUGAUCAAGAAUGCAAAGGUUGAUGGCGUCGAAGCCGUUCUCGCACACGAGCUUGGUCAUUGGUUCUACUAUCAUCCAACGCAACUCAUGCUGUUGGCACAAAUUCACACCAUUGGGAUGCUUGCAUGCUUCCCGGCCUUCCUUCACUCAACGCCUCUUCUGCUCUCCUUCGAUUUCCCAUCGUCUGUCGCCAUUCAUCCCCCAGUCAUCAUCGCCUUCAUCCUCUACCAGACCGUCUUGUCACCCGUGGAUACGUUUGUGAACUUUGGAAUGCAUGCGAUAUCCCGAAAGUUUGAGUUCCAGGCGGACCGAUUUGCAUGCGAACUGCACAGUCGGUACAAGGUUCCUGGUACACAAGGUCUGGGCAAGCGCCUUGGAGAGGCUCUCAUCUCGAUCAUGGUUGACAACCUCGCAACUCUAUGGACAGACCCUUGGUACUCGGCCUGGCAUCAUACGCAUCCCACCUUGACGGAGAGGCUGAAAGCUUUGGAGAGAUACGAGGCUGAUGCGAACAAAAGUGUGCCUAAGAAGGAGCUUUGA
This is a messenger RNA of Serendipita indica DSM 11827, 1410 nucleotides long. Lineage: Eukaryota; Fungi; Basidiomycota; Agaricomycetes; Sebacinales; Serendipitaceae. The record is from the annotation of a GenBank genome assembly.